AUGGCUGGUGGCUUUCUCCCGUACCACGAGCCGGAAAUCGUGGAAAUUCUCGUGAUCAUCUCGUUCUUUUUCAUCCUGUCGCUGGCAGAAAGCGUGUCGGCCAAGAUUAUUCGUGCUGGCAUCAUCGGCCCCAUCGCUGUUGGCAUCGUCUACGGGACACCGCUGGCUGAUAUUCUCGAAGAAGGAUGGCAAAAGACAUUCCUUGCUCUUGGAUAUGUUGGUUUGAUUCUUAUCAUUUUUCAGGGCGGUCUUGGUGCUCGGAUUGAUCUCCUCAUGCGCAAUCUCGUCCUCAGCCUGGUCGGAGCCGCCACAGGCGUUUGCUUUCCCAUUGGACUUGCCUAUCUGCUGCUGUACCUUGGGUUUGGAUAUGGCGCGGUGGAGACGUUCAUCAUUGGCGCGGCCCUGUCCGCUACCUCUUUGGGAACGACCUUUGCGGUGAUCUCUUCGGCAUCCAGUACGAUCGAUCUUGCUCAGACGAAAGUCGGUGCUGUUCUUGUGGGCGCUGCUGUGAUUGAUGAUGUGAGCGGUCUCGUCAUGUCCAGUGUAAUUGGCAAUCUAGGCCAACUGUCAGAAGGAGGAAACGUCAAUCUCGGAUGGCUCAUUGGACGCCCAAUUGUCGCCUCGAUAGCCAUGGCCAUCCUCACUCCCAUCGCAUCCGUCUACAUCUUCGCCCCGAUCUUCCGGAAACCCUACAUUGAGCCUCGUUUUGCUCGAUUCGACCAUAUUUCCAACAUCAUCUUGAUGGUACUAGUUCUCUGCGCCUUUAUUACCAUCGCUGCGUAUAGUGGCACCUCGGUUCUUUUCGGGGCGUUUCUGGCCGGCACGUUCCUCACGUCCUUGCCCAGCACGGGCCCCAACAGUCCUUUCACCGUGGAGAGUCGGAAGGAGGGGGAGGAAAAUGAAGACAAGAGCCCAAAAUUCCUGCAUACCUUUGAGGCGUAUCUUUGGGGUGUGCAAAAAUAUCUCAUGGAGCCGUUGUUCUUUGCGAGUAUUGGAUUUGCGGUGCCGUUUGUGGAACUCUGGACGGGAGAGCGCAUCUGGAGGGGUGUUUUGUUUACGCUGCUCAUGGUCUUUGCAAAGUUUGUCGUUGGAAUCUGGAUUCCCCUCUGGUCGUAUCUGUUUAUGAAAAACUCACAAGACGGACGAGUGACCUCCAAAGAAGCAAAUCGCCAAAACACCCAGAAAAACAGGUCUUCCGAUUAUCGUACCACCUGGCUAUCCGGUUUACUUCUAGGGUCUGCAAUGGUGGCGCGUGGCGAGAUUGGUCUUCUCAUCAUCGAGAUUGGUUACAACCAGACAUCGUAUGUCAGCCAGGAGGGGUUCAUCACUUGUGUGUGGGCUAUUCUGCUCAACACGAUUAUUGGACCGAUCGCUGUUGGCAUUUUGGUGAAGCGCUAUGGCAAGGCAAUCGCAGAAGGUGUCUGGGGAUUGCAGCUUGCAGUGUCGGAGGAGGCGAUUGCCCAUGAUCAUCGUGUAUGA
This is a messenger RNA of Aspergillus wentii DTO 134E9, 1479 nucleotides long. RefSeq names its product cation:proton antiporter. Gene Ontology annotation, biological process: proton transmembrane transport. Gene Ontology annotation, molecular function: antiporter activity. The record is from RefSeq and is a predicted model, not a curated record. The transcript is spliced from 7 exons. NCBI's taxonomy places the organism in Eukaryota, Fungi, Ascomycota, Eurotiomycetes, Eurotiales, Aspergillaceae. Gene Ontology annotation, cellular component: membrane. Bases 1 to 1479 code for a protein of 492 amino acids.